Penicillium argentinense is the source of this 2301-nucleotide messenger RNA. Its product is annotated as FAD-dependent oxidoreductase. The record is from RefSeq and is a predicted model, not a curated record. Bases 1 to 2301 code for a protein of 766 amino acids. Gene Ontology annotation, molecular function: FAD binding. NCBI's taxonomy places the organism in Eukaryota, Fungi, Ascomycota, Eurotiomycetes, Eurotiales, Aspergillaceae. The transcript is spliced from 5 exons.
AUGGCGCCGUUCAGGGUCAUCAUCGUCGGCGGAAGCAUCUCCGGCCUGACUCUGGCGAAUAUGCUGGAUCAGUCGGGGAUUGACUUUGUCGUGCUGGAAAAACAUGCUGUGAUUGCCCCACAGCUAGGAGCGGGAUUCGCGAUCUUCCCCAAUGGAGCUCGUGUUCUCAAUCAGUUGGGUUGUUAUCACCCUCUUGAAGAAGCAAAUGAGCCGGUUAAUCAUUUCUCGGCCAUUGGUCCGGAUGGCAGGCCCUCAGGUGAACAGUCUGACUUUGGUCGGUAUUUUCAGGAAUUGUUCGGGUACAAGAUGCGGUUCAUGGACCGGAGAAAGGUUAUCGAGACUCUUUAUGAGAACCUUCGUGAUAAGUCAAAGAUUCAGGCCUCGCGCACUGUAAUGAAAAUCUUGUCUCACUCGGAUGGAGUUGAGGUUGAAACGGCAGAUGGGUCUGUGUUCUACGGCGACAUUGUCGUUGGCGCAGACGGUGUCCAUAGUCGUGUUCGGCAAGAGAUGCAGCGCCUUGGUGAAGAAGAAACCCCCGGAAGAGAUCUGUUUCCUGAAGAAGAAUGUCAGUCGCGUACCUGUGACUACGGGGGUUUAUUUGGGAUAUCAAAAGCUCCGAAGGGUAUCAUACCUGACGAAGCAUUUAAAUGCUACAAGGAACGCCGCAGCUACCUCUGUGCCUCUGGUCCUGGAGACACAUUGUAUUGGAUUUUCAUGUUCAAGAAUGAGAGCAGGACUCAGGGCAAAUCCAUUCCUCUGUAUACAGAGGCAGACCAGGAUCGACUAGUUGCCCUGCAUGGCGACGACAUCGUGAAGCCUGGCAUCACGUUCCGGGACAUGUUUGAGCGCAAGAUUCAAGGCGCCAUCGUACCCCUGCAAGAAGGAGUACUGAAACAUUGCUUUUACAAGAGAAUGGUUCUCUUAGGUGAUUCUUGGCACAAGGUCAAUCCUUUGAGUGGACUUGGUGGGAACACCGCCAUGAUGUCUGCUACUGUCCUGGUCAAUGAACUCAAUAACUUUUUAGGCCGAGAAAACCCCUUGAGCGAGGACAGCCUGUACGAGGCCUUUUCUAAUUAUCAACGGUCUCGAGAAAACCAAGUUCGCAAGGUAGUCGUUACGGGACACCAGAUGCAACGAAUGGAUGCCCUCGAGACGCGUCUGCUCAAGUUCAUUCAGUUGAAGGUGGUCUCUACUUUACCCUUCGAGAAUAUGUGCAACAUGUUUGGUCAAAUGUUCGCAUCAGCUGUCUAUCUCAAGCAUUUGCCACUUCCCGAACGCCAGGGUGCUAUGCCUUUCACCCACGAGGUUACAAUAAGACCUAAACCCCGCUCCGGCGUCGUCAAUUGGCUUUCCACGUUCGUUCUUGUUGCCAUUGUUCUAUUCUUAUAUCCUCUUACUGAGCAAGAAACACACGCCCCAUCCACGGCCACUCGAUCCGCGACUUCGUUCACAAAGCGGUUUGGCAUGGACAUGGACGCUCCAACAAGCAUCCAACUCUACUACAACAUGUCCAUCUCCGUGGUUACUUUGGUCAUGUGCGUCGAGUCAUAUCGGAAAUGCUUCUUCAUGAGCCCAUUAGGCAGUGCCCCUCUCUUCGGGAUAGCUGCUUUUUUUGUCGGCUGGCAAAUUGUUACACCCGUAUACUUUGCUCUUUUCGUCUUCUCGACGGGGGCUGCUGCAUACUACUACCCUUCUGCACGGGCGAUCGAUCUAGCCACAGCCAAGAGCCUGCCAAAUGCCUACCUCGUCAACUACUUACCCGUGAUGAUCUGCAAUCUUGCAUCGUCCCCGCUCAGCUCACACGUGUGGGCCAUCUCACAUGCCACCCUGCCACUCACGAUCCAGCUUAUCGCCAAAUGGCACGCGCGACGGUCUAGCCAGUCUAGCAUGCGGGGUCCAGCUCUUCUAUGGAGCGAUGGAGACCUGGAAUACAUUUCCACCGUGUUUGAUUCGCUGGCGCCAAUCGUACAUCUUGCGUGUCACUGGCCGAUGGCCAAGAAUGGGGCAAUAGAGCCCAGGAUGGUCUCUCUGUGCAAUCUUUUCUUCUCUGACAAGACUUAUACAGGUUAUGCUGCUAGUGCACUUAUGCUCGAUGCGCUGAUCUUUGUCUUCAUUGUCUUUAUCUUGUGGGAUAUCCGGCGAGUCCAUGCCUUCACAACGAUCUCGCGCUGGGAUAUUAUAAAUAACGUCACCGUUGGCCUCGUUUUAAGCCCUGCUGUGGGCCUUGCUCUGCUGUGGGCAAAGCGAGAGACCCAUUGGGAGGCAUCACGGCAGAGAAAGAAACCUGCCGUGGAGGUCUGA